GAAAGCGAUGAACAAGAGCGGGAUCUGAACCGACUCGUGUUGAGCGCCGUCAGUAUCAUUCCGUUCCGGUAGAGCACGGUGGUAAACGAACCGCCUGCUCGUAGUGCCGCUCGUCUUUCUUUCUCUACUUCCGCUCCCUUGCCGUUUUCUCUUUUCUCUGGUUCUUCUUCUCGUAUUACCGGUCCGUGAAUCUGGCGUUCUCAAUGGCGCAAUUGACUUUUCAUCCAAUAGUGUUCGCCUCUCAGCAAAAGCACCCCGUUAUCGUGUUUUGUCACUUCCACUUCAUUUACUGCCGUUUUUCUUACUGUUCGUAGCACCGCAUUAACGAUUGGGAUCACCACCCAUUGCCACUACUCUUUUGCUCUUCUUCCUUUAUCUCGACCCAAUCGCCAUGUCCGCUGAGUCUGCUCCGACGUUGCCCACCAAGGUCAGCCUGCGCGUGCCGGCCACGACGGCUAACCUCGGCCCGGCCUACGACACCCUCGGCAUGGCGAUGUCCAUCUUCAUCGAGCUCACCGUGGAAGUUUCGGAUGAGUUCUCGAUGGAGGUGACGGGCGAGGGCAGCGAGCACAUCAGCCGCGGCGCGGACAACAUGAUUGUAGAGACGUGUCGCAUCGCUUUCGAGUACGCCAAGAAGCCGAUGCCGCCGCUGAAGUUUACGAUGCACAACAACAUCCCGUACCGCUGCGGCUGCGGCUCGUCGUCGGCGGCUGCCGCAGCGGGAUUUGUGGCGGGCAUGACCCUGUCCGGUCUCACGAUGGAGACGCAGAGCACCGAGGCGCUGCUGUCCGUCAUCUCGAAGAUCGAGGGCCACCCCGACAACGCGGCGCCGGCCAUCUACGGCGGCAUCCAACUCGGCUACAAGCGCGACGACGGCAGCGUGAUGACCUAUCGCGUGCCGACACCGCCGAAUCUCUCCAUCGUGCUCUUCGUCCCGCACAAACUCAUGAAGGCCAGCACGCACGUCACGCGUGAGCUGGUCCCGCAGACGGUGUCGCUGAGCGAUGCGAUCCACAACAUCUCGGGCACGGCCAUCCUCACCCUCGCCUUGGCCACCGGCGAACUGCGCCUGCUGAAGGAUGCGAGCGACUGCCUGCACGAGCAGCAACGCUCCUCCACGCUCUACCCGCAUUACAACGCCUGUGCGAAGGCUGCCCGGGAGGCCGGUGCCGUCUACGCCUUCUUGUCCGGCGCCGGCCCGACGGUCUGCGCAUUGGUCACUGGCCGCCGUGGUGACCUGCUGGUGCAACCGGAGGAGGAGCGCAAAGCGGAGCGCGUGGCGGAGGCGAUGGUGCGCGCUGCCGGGGCGGCCGGCGUUGCUGGACGUGCCAUCAUCACCGUCCCCUCCGAUUUGGGGGUUCAUCUUUCCGGCACAACCUGCAUUCGCCCAGACAUUCAGUACACGAGCAUUUGA
Leptomonas pyrrhocoris is the source of this 1414-nucleotide messenger RNA. RefSeq names its product putative homoserine kinase. The transcript has a single exon. Lineage: Eukaryota; Euglenozoa; Kinetoplastea; Trypanosomatida; Trypanosomatidae. Gene Ontology annotation, biological process: L-threonine metabolic process. Bases 392 to 1414 code for a protein of 340 amino acids. The record is from RefSeq and is a predicted model, not a curated record. Gene Ontology annotation, molecular function: homoserine kinase activity; ATP binding.